AUGGCCAGAGCUAGAUUUUUUCAAUGGUCAUCUGUUGCGUCAUUGGGAGAUGGAUAUGAAUAUGUACCAUGUCAUUACCAUCUUUUCACGGUUUUUUGCUCCUUCGAAGCAAAACUUAAUCUAAGGAUUGAAACAACACGCAGAAGAGCAAUUUAUUAUUUUUCUGCUCAAUUAAACGCUUGCUUUAACCUCAAAGCUUCGUCAAUGCAUGGUAAGCGCCUACAAAAGCAAACGAUAAACUACACAGUCAUUCAUCGUGCUCAAAAACUGAAUCGAGAUAAAGCACCAAUGCUUUACACAGGGUGUAAUAGUACCCAAUUUUUCACUCAAAAGUUACUUGAAUUGGCCGUAAUUCUCAAUUUCAUGAUUACUGCAGCCGAAGACCUCAGGAACUUUGGUUUCAGACAAUCAUCAUAUCGGUUAGAUUAA
Echinococcus granulosus is the source of this 429-nucleotide messenger RNA. RefSeq lists its product as hypothetical. The coding region runs from base 1 to 429 and encodes 142 amino acids. The record is from RefSeq and is a predicted model, not a curated record. NCBI's taxonomy places the organism in Eukaryota, Metazoa, Platyhelminthes, Cestoda, Cyclophyllidea, Taeniidae. The transcript is spliced from 2 exons.